Molecule: messenger RNA, 2652 nt
Organism: Anarrhichthys ocellatus (wolf-eel)
Lineage: Eukaryota; Metazoa; Chordata; Actinopteri; Perciformes; Anarhichadidae
Product: sodium- and chloride-dependent betaine transporter-like
Exons: 16
Coding region: 39-1940 (633 amino acids)
Biological process (GO): sodium ion transmembrane transport; nitrogen compound transport; amino acid transport
Cellular component (GO): cell projection; plasma membrane
Molecular function (GO): gamma-aminobutyric acid:sodium:chloride symporter activity
Source: RefSeq, a predicted model, not a curated record
UUUACGCCACCCACUGCAAGCCCACGAACGGAGAGACUAUGACUAAGGAAACGGCCACAGGGACUCCUGCUGGAGUCUCGGGACCAGAUGAAAUGGUGCCUCCUCAGGGUGGGGUUCAGCCGAGAGGGAAAUGGGCCAACAACAUGGAGUUCAUGCUCUCCAUGGCUGGAGAAAUCAUUGGCCUCGGGAAUGUUUGGCGUUUCCCUUAUCUGUGCUAUAGAAAUGGAGGAGGUGUCUUCUUCAUCCCUUACUUUGUGUUCCUCUUCUUCUGUGGCAUCCCUGUGUUCUUCCUGGAGACGGCGUUGGGCCAGUACACCAGUGAGGGCGGGGUGACCGCCUGGACGAAGAUAUGCCCCAUGUUCCAGGGUUUGGGGAUUGCGGCCCAAGUGAUUGUGGCCUAUCUGAACAUCUACUACAUUGUGGUGUUGGCCUGGGGCAUCUUCUACCUAUAUAACUCGUUCAAAAGCCCAUUACCCUGGUCCACAUGUGACAACUGGUGGAACACUGAGUUAUGUCACAGUCGCUCCAGCGUCUUUGCCAACCCAGAUUUGUUUCAAGCUGGCUCAAACUGGUCGUUCCUAAACAACAUCACCAUAUUUGACUACUCUCCCAAUGACAAUUCCACUAUAAGUGACCCAUACGCGAUUGGCAGGUCACCGGAAGAGGAGUUCUGGCAACACCGUGUGUUAAGGAUGACAACUGACAUGUCCCUGGGUAAGGUAAACUGGGACCUGGCUGUCUGUCUCUUGCUUGCCUGGAUUGUUUGUUACUUCUGCAUCUUUAAGGGAAUCAAAUGGACAGGAAAGGUCGUGUACUUCACUGCUACAUUCCCCUACCUGAUGCUGUUCAUCCUCUUCAUCCGAGGAGUGACCCUCCCAGGAGCCGGGGAGGGACUUCGAUAUUACCUCACCCCUGACUUAAGCAGGCUCUCUGAUCCACAUGUGUGGCAUGAUGCAGGGACUCAGGUGUUCUUUUCCUUCGCCGUGUCUCAGGGAGUACUGACCGCUCUGGGGAGCUACAACAAAUACAACAAUAACUGCUACAGGGAUUGCUUGGCACUAUGCUGCCUGAACAGUGCCACCAGUAUCUUUGCUGGUUUUGUUGUGUUCUCAGUGCUGGGAUUCAUGGCUCAUGACAUGGGCCAAUCGAUGGAUACAGUUGUUUCUGCCGGUCCUGGUCUGGUCUUUUCGGCGUAUCCAAGGGCUCUGUCGUUACUGCCCGGCUCAUCCUUCUGGGCUGUGCUCUUCUUCCUCAUGAUCCUCUUCCUGGGCCUGGACAGUCAGUUUGUGUGUGUGGAGAGCAUGGCCACAGCCCUCACAGACCUGUUCCCACGUCACCUGAGGAGGCCGGGCGGCAGAGAGGUGCUGACCCUGGUCAUAGCCGUUGUCUGUUUUCUAUUGGGGCUGCCGCUCAUCACAGAGGGAGGGAUAGUCCUCUUCCAGCUCAUUGACACCUAUGGUGCCAGUGGAAUCAGUCUCCUCUUUAUCGCCUGCUCUGAGUGUGUUGUCAUUGGCUGGGUGUAUGGUGCGGACCGUUUCUAUGACAACAUUGAGGACAUGAUCGGGUACAAACCCUUCCCCGUGCUUAAGUACUGCUGGUUGUUCAUCACGCCGCUCAUCUGUGGGGUCACACUACUGUAUGAACUCGUGAACUCACACCGUAUCAUCGUGUACGGUUAUGUAAUCGACAACUGGGGCGUCGUCUUGGGCUCGCUCCUUAUCCUCGCUCCACUGAUGUGUGUCCCAGUAUUCAUUGUCGUCUCCCUGGUAAAGAAUCCCCAAAACAUGACUACACCAUCGAGUGAUCUGCGUCAGGCUCAACCACACAAGCCAAUUCUCACACUGUGUGAAUGCGUCGUCUUCAAGGCACAGGUGCAGCCAAAGAGACAUGUGGUGGAAAACAAAGAGGAUCUGAUGAUGGGAGAACCCAGCAUGGUUUAAUGGCAGCACGUUAUGGUGCAUAGAUGUCCUGAUUGAUUGGUACAAAUCUGUGACAACAAUUUUAUAAUCGUGUGCAAACUUUUAUAAGUGUUUACACAUGUCAUGAGUAUUCAGGGACAGUUAUAUUUUUUAUGUUGUGUUUUAAUUUUCUUGCUACAUUAGUCUUUACCUUUUUAAUUUGUUUUAAUAUUGAAUAAUAUUGGAAAAGUCCCAUACAAUGUACAUUUUUCUAAACACCUAUAAUCCUGUAAUGUAAGUGUCUUAAAAAAGUACUUCACCGACAAAGCCUUUCACUCCUAUAAUACUCACAAUGGCCAGUUAAAAAUCUAUAUCGUUGCAGCAGAACCAGAGAUAUCGUCUUUUUUUAUUCCAAUCAUUCUUCACCCACAUUUAACAGACUUUGAUGUGUAAAAAGGAUGGAUCGCCCCUUAAAAACAUGCAUCUGGAGCAUUUGAUUACCAUGCUUUACCCGCAAUUGCAAAUUGUAGUAGCAGUUUGUCAUCAAAUGUAUAAUGCAGUCAAAACUGUUACAUCCUACAAUGUUGAUCCUAAUCAAUGCAAAAUCUGAUUAUGCGUUGCUGAAUUUGUUGUUUUACUGCAAUGGUGGUCUCAUGUCCAUUGAGUGUUUGUACACUGCUAGGUUCACUUUUAUUUUCAUAGAUACAUCAAUUCAUGAUAUAUGUUACAAUAGUGAUGAACCUCAUUAAUCUCA